AUGGCAUCGGGAACCGUAGAUGCCGCGAUUGCUGAGCUCUUGUCCACUUUCAAUGAGCUUAACAGUCAUGUUGUGGAGGAACUGAGCGAGGAACCAAGUCCUCUCGAGUUUAUGCGCUUUGUGGCCCGCAACACGCCAUUUGUGGUUCGGGGCGGCGCCUCCUCUUGGAAAGCUUGUCAAGAAUGGAACUCGGCCUAUCUUCUCAAGGCCCUUAAGGAUCAGACCGUCAAUGUCGCUGUCACCCCUUACGGUAACGCCGAUGCUCCCACACGACAUCCCGACCACGAGUCCCCUGUGUUUGCCAAACCCCACUACGAAGAUCAACCAUUUGACACGUUCCUAGAAUAUGUUGUCCGCCAUGAAACGGACCCCAACUUUCCCCAGGAUGCUGAAGUGAGAUAUGCUCAAACACAGAAUGAUAAUCUUCGUGAUGAAUACAUGUCCCUGUAUUCGGAUGUUCAGAAAGACAUCCCAUUUGCAAGAAUUGCACUUGACAAAGCACCGGAUGCUGUCAAUUUGUGGAUAGGCAACUCCAAAUCUGUUACAGCCAUGCACAAGGACAACUACGAGAACAUCUAUGUCCAAGUUCUCGGGAGGAAGCAUUUUGUCUUGUUUCCCGCUCUCUGUUAUCCUUUUGUCAAUGAAAAACCCCUGCAGCCUGCAACGUAUGUUCGCACCGAGGAUGGACUCGUCCUCCAGAUGGAUGAGAACGAUGAACCCGUUCCCUUUCCCAUUUGGGACCCCGAUCGGCCUUCCGAGAACACCACUCCAUUCUCUCAGUAUGCCCAGCCUCUCAGGGUCACUCUGAACCCGGGAGAUAUGCUAUAUCUACCAGCCAUGUGGUAUGACAUGGAAUUCAGUGGACCGCUUUUCCCCACGUCGGCGUUCAUCCGUGAUAUCAGCUUAGCAAACACGUCACAAGCAACGCAGAGAUCUGACGUAUAA
Messenger RNA from Aspergillus oryzae RIB40, 945 nucleotides. RefSeq names its product cupin-like domain-containing protein. Bases 1 to 945 code for a protein of 314 amino acids. The record is from RefSeq and is a predicted model, not a curated record. Lineage: Eukaryota; Fungi; Ascomycota; Eurotiomycetes; Eurotiales; Aspergillaceae. The transcript has 4 exons. Gene Ontology annotation, molecular function: 2-oxoglutarate-dependent dioxygenase activity.